Messenger RNA from Jaculus jaculus (lesser Egyptian jerboa), 4013 nucleotides. RefSeq names its product beta-1,3-galactosyltransferase 5 (gene B3galt5). The transcript is spliced from 4 exons. Gene Ontology annotation, cellular component: membrane. The record is from RefSeq and is a predicted model, not a curated record. Gene Ontology annotation, molecular function: N-acetyl-beta-D-glucosaminide beta-(1,3)-galactosyltransferase activity. Lineage: Eukaryota; Metazoa; Chordata; Mammalia; Rodentia; Dipodidae. Bases 563 to 1489 code for a protein of 308 amino acids.
ACGUUCAGCAAAAGCCUUGUGUUUGCAGCCCGACUUGGAGAGGAGCGAAUGCAAGGGAAAUGCAACUGGAACUGGACGAGGGUCCCGCAGGAAACCCAGGUGCUGAGUGAGGGGCAGCGCUUUGUCCAUCUGGACUUGAGUGCCCUCAGAGUGCUCUUUGACAAUCCUAGCCAUACUCCUGCCGUUUCGGUGCCAGCCUUUCACUCGGAACCUCUGGGGAAGUCAGCACUGUAGGACUUUUGAGGUUAUGAAUGCCACAGCCUCUUUGUGUCUGGAAGACAUUAUUGCAAAUCACUCCUCCCUUUCCUUUGGCUCUUACGUUGUUUCCAGUACCUUUUCCCAACUCCCUGAGCCUUGGAGGGUGUGAGAGAGAUGUCUCACAUAGUGCUGACACUCCAUUGUCUCCUCUUCUCAGCACUGUGAGAUUCCCGAGAGAAAGGAUCCCGAUGCUGGGUAGCGGAAGAAGGGAAGACUUGUUGUGACACCUCUCAAGCUCAUUUCCUCUUGGCAUCUACCCCAUAGCUUAGCUCUCAAACCAGAGCUUCGCUUACCCAGCAAAAAUAUGGCCCUCGUGAAGAUGAGGCUGGUGUAUGCCUUCAUGCUGGUGGUGGGGGCGCUCUGUUUCUACUUCAGCAUGGCGCCUUUUAAAGACGUGCCAUUUGUCUUCAAGAAGAAUUAUGGGAAGUUCCUCCAGCUUCCCGAUGUAGACUGCAGCCUGGACCCCCCCUUCCUCGUCCUGCUGGUGACUUCAUCCCACAGGCAGGUGGCAGCUCGCACGGCCAUCCGCAAGACGUGGGGGAGAGAGACGAGGGUGAGGGGGCAGCGGGUGAAGACCUUGUUCCUCCUGGGGGCCUCGGCCAGCACGGAGGAGAUGGCCGCGGUGGCCCGGGAGAGCCAGCAGCACUGUGACAUCAUCCAGAAGGACUUCAAGGACGUGUAUUUUAACUUGACCCUCAAGACCAUGAUGGGCAUGGAAUGGGUCCACCACUUUUGCCCUCAGGCCACCUUUGUGAUGAAAACCGACUCGGACAUGUUCGUGAACGUCGGCUAUCUGACGGAGCUGCUGCUGAGGAAGAACAGGACGAGGAGGUUCUUCACGGGUUACCUAAAGCUCAACGAGUUUCCCAUCCGCAAGAAGCUGAACAAGUGGUUUGUGAGCAGGUACGAAUACCCGUGGGACAAGUACCCGCCUUUCUGCUCGGGCACCGGCUACGUCUUCUCCGGCGACGUGGCGAGCCAGGUGUACAAUGUGUCGGAGAGCGUGCCGUUCAUCAAGCUGGAAGACGUGUUUGUGGGGCUCUGCCUGGCCAAGCUGCAGAUCAGGCCCGAGGAGCUGCACUCCCAGCAGACCUUCUUCCCGGGGGGCUUGCGCUUCUCCCCCUGCCGCUUUCAGAAAAUCGUAGCCUGCCACUUCGUCACACCCCAGGAGUUACUUACCUACUGGCGGGCGCUGGAGAGUUCCCGGGAGGAAGACUGCCUGGCUGUCUGAUGGGAGCCUGGCAGAGAAACUCCCCAGCGAGCCGUGGCGCUGAGUAGGGAAGGGCUCACGCGGUGUGGCUGGGAGCCAUGGGGGUGCCCGCGGAGGAAAGACGGAGCAGGACCACGAGGCCGCCAUUCACACCGGAGCGGACGGCGUUCAUGCAAGCAAAUCUUCCCGACCUGCCCCUGCCUGGCGCUGCGCUGCCGGCGAUCCUAGAUCCCGUCUCGCGCUGACUGUUGGACACACACCUUGUCUGCUCAUUCCGGGGCUUGGGAUGCGUCUGAAGUGACGGGUCUUAUCAUUCAUUCCCGUUUGACAGACGGACGAAUUUACUUGUCCCCAAGGUUCACUCACUGUCAGCCGGCAGUGGGGCACGAGUGGAAACUGGCUGCUGCUGCUGGAGUACAGUUGGCAGCCCCCGACCGGCUCCUCAUCCCUCGGGGUAGGACGGUGUGAUGAAGGCUCUGCGGGCAGUGUGGAAGCAAGCAUCCAUCGAUCUUUCCUCUGACACCUCUCCUCUUUGCCUACCAGCGCUUGGGCUUUUGCAGGCUGGGAUGAGCCACCUGGUCUUCACUGGGAUGAUGUAGCGAGACACCGAGUCCCCGUUGCCCCUCGGUACCCACCGUAACCCCGAGCCUCUUCCAGCAGAUGCGUGUGCUUGCAGUGGCUUCAGCUCCCCCAGGUUUAUAACUAUAUAAAUUAGAUUCAAAGGCCGCUGCUGAGGCGGUCCUGCGGAAGAGGCUGACCGCACCGCGGACGCCCCCCGCAAGUGUCCUCUGGAGCACCUCGGUCCCAUCAUGGUGGAUGCCUUUUGUCUUCCGUCAGUGAGGACCAGCUGCAGCUCUGGAGCUCUUCAGGUUUCCGAGUUCAAACUCAAGGACAGCUAGGCCCAGAUAGGGUUCUCGCAGGUAUCAGGAAUUUUCUUGGGGCUUGGUCUAGGUCUAAGCCCCCCGGGAUACAAGUAGGCAGCCCCUGCUUACCCUCAGCUCAUCAACACAGAGUUUGUCACCUGGCCACGAACUCACUGAGUCUUAUUUGGAGUUCAACUUUUUAUUCCUCCUUACUCCCCCAGAGAGGUUUUCUUUGUAAGGAGCUUGUGACCAUUCAGCCAUUGUCCAUGGACAUGCACAGUGAUCUUGCUUUGGCCAUAGGAAGAAUGGCUCUCCACCCCCACUUUUUAAUUUUACUAGACUUUACAAAGUACUCAGAGAAAAGGCUUCAUGAGGCUGCGUAAUUUAUAAAUACGGAAAUAAGCUCUUACAUGAACUCAGGAAAAGUUCCCCGCUGUCUGGUGGUGAGAACAAGGUUUGAUCGCACGGGGAGGCCCUGAAGUCCCCUCUCAUUCGGCGUCCCUGUGUCUGGACGGAGCCAUGGCUUUGGGAGAUGGCUUUUCAUCUCUGCUGCUCUGCGUCACGUGUGGAGGACCCUCCUUCUCAGAUGGGCAUAUCUUGGCCUGGACUACUCCUUGCGUGAAGCCUUUGCAAGAGCCCAUUCGAGCUGCUUCUGAUUCUGAAAGAGCCAUUAUGCUUUGAGGGUGGAUGGCUUAGUCUGGAAGGGGGCCUGAGGCUGUGUUUAGCCAUCCGUCCUGUCCAUUGUGUGACCAGGGAGGGUGGCUCGGGCUGGUCACACUAGUUAGUCUUCUGUGUGUCCAGCACCAGCCUGUCCCCCGGCUAUGCUCUUCGAACAUUUCUUGCAAGACCUUGUCUUCCCUGUCGUGUUUCUUUUGAAUGUGUGCGUGUGGUGUGCAUAUGUGGGGCGUGUGUGUUCAUAUGUGUGUGGGCAGUGCAUGUGUGCAUAGAGGAAACUUUAGGUGUUAUUUUUAGGAACACUGCCCACUUCUUUUUUGAGACAAGGUCUCUCACUGGCCUGGAACUCACCAAGUAGGUUAGACUAACUAUCCAGUGAGCCCCGGGGAUCUUCCUGUCUCCACCCUCCAGUGCUGGGAUUACAGGUCAGCACGUCCAACAUUUCAUUUCACGUGGGCACUGGGCAUCAGACUCAGGUCUUCAUGCCGCGAGGCACACCCUUACCCACCCACUGACUUAUCUCUUCUGUGGUGUUUCUUCAUGUAAUAAAUGAGGAAGCAUUAUCUCAUGAUCUAGAGCUUUAAAGGGACCUCAGAGCUCCUUCAGUCCUGCCUCCUCAUUUGUGAGGGCAGUGAGACUUGGAGGCUGGCUCAAGAUGUGGUUGGUGUGCUGUGGAACAACGCAGAUUCUGGUCCAGGUUUUGUCCCGUGAUUUGAGCGGGAGGCUAUGGGGAAGUAUGAAAGGAGGAGGGUGCGCUUGUCAGGGAAUGCCCGAUCUUAGUUUCAACGUGGGGCUGGGGAGGAGCAGGCCGGCUGCAUAUCCGUGCUUACAAUGCGUCACAGGCCACAGGUGUGGAGCGGUGGGAGCAUCAGCUACAGGAGUGGCUCGCAGUCACGGGACCCAGAGGCUUCCCCAACUCCGUCUCUCAGGCGCCACGUAUAGAAAGAAUUAAAUACAGUGAAACGGAGCGGGCAUCUGCCCCACGUGGGGCGCACAGCCUGAGUGAG